Messenger RNA from Triticum aestivum (bread wheat), 7701 nucleotides. RefSeq lists its product as uncharacterized. NCBI's taxonomy places the organism in Eukaryota, Viridiplantae, Streptophyta, Magnoliopsida, Poales, Poaceae. Bases 5098 to 7137 code for a protein of 679 amino acids. The record is from RefSeq and is a predicted model, not a curated record. Gene Ontology annotation, molecular function: zinc ion binding; DNA binding; transposase activity. The transcript is spliced from 6 exons. Gene Ontology annotation, biological process: DNA transposition.
GUGCAAUCUCCUUCUUCUCUGUCAUGCCUAUUCUUUAUCCAUCUAAAAAAUACCCUAGCAGCAGCCAUCGUAGGCCUCCGCCGCCAGCAACAACGGAGCGCCGGCCGCCGGCUCCCUGCUCUCCGCCUCCCUAGAACGCCGGAUCUUGCCACCAUCCCAAACUCGCCGGCUCUCCCCACCCCCAAGGUCUCAUCUCUCCCAUAGCUCCCCUCCAACCCCUGAGUUCCUCGCGUAGGGCACGGAUUGAAACCGGCGUGCGGAGGCGAGGCAUGCCGCCCCUCCUCUGACCAGCCAACCAUGGUGGCGUGGUUCCUCAUGCCGCCCUCCUCCGACCAGCCAAUCAUAGCGGCGUGGUUCGUCUGACUUGCGCAGGGGCUCUUCUCUCCCAUCGGUCGGCGCCUCGACUUCGAAUCCUACAGUCGGCACCUCGACUUCAGCUUGCACAGACCAGCAUCCUCUGUCGCCAGAUCUUAACCACACCGAGUUCCUCCGGCCGUCGUCGUGAACCUCCAAGCAGAUAAGCCAACCUUCAUGUGUAUUUCCCGUUAUAUCUCCACACUCUAUUCCUCGCUGUUCUUUUUUUCAGGAAGAUGGUGGAUUAUUGGCUGUUUCCAGUAUGUAGAUGGGAUGGCAACGGCUCUUCCUUGGUUGAAGGAUGCAAUGCAUCUCGCUGAAUUCCAAGCUGUAUUAUUUUGGGUCUACCUAGAUACCCAAGCAGGGGAGAUAAAGGCUGCAAGUUGGGUGGAAAGCUAGGGAGACAAUUCUCGUUUACAUAGAUGCCUGGAUGCGUUCGAGAUGCAUUGUAGUGUGUAUUCAUAGGUGGUCGUGAAGGGCGACUAAAAGAAGUCCAUCAUCACAUCAAGGUUUUGGAAUUCUGGGUAUCGAAAUCAGAUCAAGAUGCAUCUGCCUGAAUAUAAAAUAUAAGGCAAAAAGGUACAACCCAAGUUCCAUCUUUACAAUUUGGGGAAAAAGAACUCAUACAAUUCCCACGUACUACUGCAUUGACUAUCUCUUCCCAUGGGUUAUCUUUUCUCCAUGGAAACUAAAUCUACCGUGAUCUCUUUCUCUCAAGAAGUCCAUGGAUUUCUUUACCCCAUGAAAACCAAAUCUACCGUUGUUUCUUCCUCUCAAGAAGUCAUUAAUCUCCACUUCCUCUCAAUUCCCAUGGAAAUAAAUUCAUUGUGUAAAAUACAGGCCAUUACCGUCAAAUUGAUAAUCACACAACACGCAGUCGUGUGGGCUGCCCUAGGCCACCGUGUCCUAAAUUGAGGUUCACUGGACGCAUUGCGGCACCAUCAACGGUACAGCUGACCGUCAAACACACAGAUGUGUCGUCAAAGGCGAAGGGUGACCCAACUCUCAAGGGCGCAAGCAGAACAAGAAGAAGCCAUUGGAAUAAUCUGAUCAUUUUCAAGGGUUAUUUGAGACCUGAGAAGAAGAAACAUCCAUUUCUGGACAUCAAGAAACAUAGGCAAAAAAUUCAAUGUGUGCCCAUCGUUGUCCCUGAUCUCUCUAUCUUCUUCUCCGUCCCAGUGCCAGCCACUUUCAAAGUGAAAAGAACCAUGUCUCUACAAAACAAGCAUAUAAGGUGGACCUGCUGUACUACCCGCACAUGGAGUCGUCAACGCCAUCAUCCAGCCUAAUGUGCUGCCUAUCAAGUUCAGGUUCAAAGGAGUCACGUCAAAAAGACGAAGAGCGCUAUGCAUAUGAUUUUCGACUAAUUUUUCUCUUUACCAAUUGUAUACGUUCAUCUAAUUCAUGUUUUUUAACAAAAAGAGGGGCCAUGCAGAUUGAUUCUUUAUAUCGGCUCAAGUCUUAUUACAUAGAAAUUGAUCUUUCUUCUCAAUCAAUCUAUCUAAUGUGGUUGUUGGGCCUGCAGCCAAUAUAAAGAGAAGGAGAAAAAAAACUGUUCCAAAGGAUAUAGCUACACUUCACAGCACUGGGAUUGUGGAUGUUGAUACCAAUUGGAUGUGCUUCUGUGUAGUCCCAAGUCAAGCAAUUUCUCGCUGAUGUGUCAGGCAAAGAUUUUUUUUUCCAAAAGGCAAAGAUUUUUUUUUUCCAAAAGGCAAAGAUUCAUAACUAGCAGUUUAUCAGCUGAUGACUCUUGCUUUGUUGAUUGUUGUGCUUAAUCAAUAUCCUUACAGGUAACUCGCAAGCCACUGUGAUCCAAUAUGAUGUUUGUUCAAUGCAUAACAUAAUUUGUCUAUGUGCAAUGCCCCAUGCUAUAUCCAAUUUUUCUUUCUAUGCUUGCACAUGUCUGAAGUCCAGACCCAGAGUGCUGCUUAUGUUGGCUAUGCAUGCAUGUAAUGCGUGCUGUACAGCUAUUUAAGUAGAGGGUUCACUGUAUACUUUGCACAUGCCAUUUCCAACCUCUUUGGAAGCAUAUAUGUCAACCUGCUACUAAUCCAAACAUUUUAUAUACUUAUUAUAUUACUAUAUUUAUUUAUUUAUUAUUUUGGAACAAUUUCUGGGUAUACGAGGACGUACCAAGUCAGACAGAACUAAUUUGUGAACCCAAGUUAGUUGCACAACCAGACCUGAUUUCUAAUAGACUUCAAGGCUUUAAUAGACACUGAAACAUUUUUCCUCUAAUCAGUGUAGAAGUAUUUGCUCUUGCCGCAAAAAAGGUUGCAUUGCCCUAGAUUAUAUGUGAAAAUUUAGUUAGCUUAUUUGUAUAUCAAUUGUCAUGAAUUAAGCUAUGUAAUAAUCUGAAAAGAAAAUGCAUAGAGACAAGUACAAAGUAAUGUGGAUUCAAACUGCGCUGGUUAUGUAUUAAGAUUAUUACAUCACCAAGAUUGCAUGUAGUAAUUUGAGAUUCAAUUAGUAGUUUGGCCAUUUAGUGUUUCCUAUUAUUAUGUGGGGUAGUAAUUUUCACAUAUGCUUAUACUAUAAUCUCUACACUUUUAAAAUCCUAUAUUAUAUAUAUGUUUUACUGCUACAUUUUCUCUUCUUUUUUGAAUUCUAAAUUCUGAUCGAACCCAAAUGAAAAUCAUUGACAUGAUUAAAAAUAGUGAAUAUUGUGGUUUCCCUUCCGUGGCUAUUAUUUUCUGUUCAGUUCUCAUUGUUUAAUUCUACAACCGAAUGUUUUCACUAUGAAUUCUUCAAUUCCUAUUUCUCAGUUCUUACACUACUGUUGUGUGGUAUUACGUGACAAGAAGUUGCACAUAUUGUAGCAAACACAAACACCAGCGCAUGGGAAUGCACGGGUUCACGACUAAGCUAGGUUUUGGACAGUGUUACGUCCUUCCUAAAUCAUUUUCUCUUCUAAGCGCAUACAGGUAGGAGGUGAAAAUAUCUUCCAAUUUAUCACCGAAUCUCUUUUCUUGCUUAUAGUCCCUCUGUUCCUAUAUAUAAGUCUUAGAGAUUACACUAUAGACUACAUACGGAGUAAAAUGAGUGAACAUAUACUUUAAAAGGCGUCUAUAUACAUCCGAAUGUAGUCUCUAUAGUGGAAUCUCUAAAAAGACUUAUAUUUAGAAACGGAGGAAGUAUAUCGCAUGAAGUAUGCGGGACGCAGUUGUGGCACAUUAGUUUCACCAUAAAAGCAUAUACAACUCAAUGUACAUAUAUACAUGGAGAGUGAAUUUUUUGCUCUUGGGCUAAUAAAAAAAAACCUUUUAUGUUUUAGAAAAACUGCAAAUAAAUACAGGUACUUAUCGUGAAACUACUAAAUACACAGGUACUAUACACAAAAAUGUCGACUAGAUGUGUGUGAAAUAUCAUCACGAAAUAAUUUUUGAUGUGAGCUGUACAAAAAGAAGUCAUGUCGUUUUAUAGUGAAUAGUACAUAUGCUUGAAAUAUGUGAUUUCGUCAUUUUUGCGUAGCUCGCAUAAAAAAGUAUUUCACCAAGAAACUUUGUAGUCAAGUAGUAGACCAUCCAUAUGUAUGUGUGUAGUUUUUUUUACCUAAAAAUUAGUUUUUUCAAAAUUUCAAAUUAAGGCCUCCAUGGAGCUUGAGCUCUAUUAGGAAUUGCCUAUGCAUGUUGUUAUUUUAAUUUUAGUCUUUUUCCCUAGCAAUUCGACAUGUCUCAUUCUUUUUCAUCACCAAUUACAAAUAAAUGAUAGAAGAGAGAAUGUCACAUGAAAUCACUAGAAAAGGUUAUUUUGUGCAUAGCUAAUUAAUUAGAUGGGCAUGUGAAUCCAGAUUAUAUGGGUGUUCAAUUGCUACAUCACUUCUAUCAUUGUAUUCUUACUAUCCUACCGUGAUGACUGGAGAUGGCAGGUUUUUGGGGGAGAUGUCCCAUGACAACACAAUCCAGUGCAUAAUUGAUUUAGCAGCCGGAAAAAGAGUCAAGAUGCAGCGAUGCAGUGUCAAGUGAGCAAUGGCAUGGCAUGAGCAAUUGCGGGGCCAGAUGCGAGCGCCAGUGCUGUUCCACAAUGAACAAGUUAUUCUGCUGUUUAUGAUCAAGGCAUUGUUUGAUAAGGAAAGCCAUUUGCUUCUGAACUAAUCCACGUGGCAAUUUCCAUGGUUCAUCUAAUAUAAUUUUGAAAGCAAUCUGAUACGACCUCAAGUGUGCGUUUGCAUUCGUGUUUUUUUGUGUGUGAAUCGACUUCAAGUGUGUAGCUUUGGUAAGAUAAUCCUUUCCAUGCAUGUCCAGCAUACAUAUAGCCAAUUAGUAAAAUUUUAGUAUUAAUUUAUCCGUCUGCGUGUUAACAACAUUCUUUCUGUGGAAAUCACCAAAGAACUAUAUCAAUUUAGAGAAAGUUGGAUAUUUGCCACUUUCAAUACGUGGCUUCUCAAAAUUGCCACUUCCAAGAUGGGCUUCGCAAAAUUGCCACUUUGCUCAUUGGCUCCUUGAUUACCAUACCACUUCCCUCCUUUUAGUGAUUUUCCUUUUUACUUUUCCAUUCAUAAGCAGGGGAAAAGACCAAACUGCCCCUGAUUCUAUACACGUACGUAGUAUCCACGUUCUAAUUGAUACUAAUUGAUACGAGAGCAGCGCAUCGGCCGCCAAGAAUAUCGUUUGUGUUGCCCCUGAUUCUUCUUGACGGCAGAGUGCCGCAGAUGGCUUAGACCUCGCGUGCCGCCGAUCUUCUCGACAUCCCGUGCCGCCGAUCUCGUCAACGCCGUGUGCCGCCGUUCUCGUCGCCGCGUUCAUGGAUUCUGGACGGCAUGACCCAGAGGUCGCGUUGGGGAGCAGUACUGAGGAUCCAUCGUUACAGGUUGAGGCAACGUCAAUUUCAGAAGUCGAUUGGGAUAACUUGCAAAUAGUGGAGACACAUGAUGAAGAAGGUAGAAUUGAACUACUGAGUGAGGAUCAGUUAUGUGAAAUUUUGGGCUUGCAGGAUGAAGAAGAGAAAAAAGGUAAGAGUGAACCAAAGGGUCGUAGAAUGGUUGAGCAGGGCAGUGACAAUGAUGGUGCUGCCAUUCCUGUUAGUGAUGUCAUACCAAAUGAGGUAGUGAUUACAUAUGAUAAGGACCACCCAAAAAUGGACCUUGGCACAAUGUACCCAUCAAUGAAGGAAUUUAGGUUAGCAGUGAGGCAAUUUGCCAUCAAUGAGGAGUUUGAUAUAGGCACGGAGAAGUCGGAUAAAAAGAGAUUUAGAGGGUUCUGCAAGUCAAGUGAGGAUUGUCCUUGGAGGAUUGUUGGCAGCCUACAGGAUGAUAAAUGUACUGUAAAGGUCACAAUUUUAGUUGAUCAACAUGAUUGUGUUUCAAGCAGCAGAGUGAAGACCAUAACGCCAUCGCAAGACUGGGUAGCUAACAAGGCUGUGAGUAUCCUUAGGAGUUCACCUAAUAUGGGUGCUAAAGAAUUACAGAAAAAGUUGCAAGAACAAUACAAAGUCACAAUUCUAUAUGACACGGUCUGGAGGGGGAAAGAAAAAGCUCUUGCAGAGGUUUAUGGUAAAUGGGAAGAGAGUUUUGAGAUGUUAUAUAAAUGGAAGGCUGAGGUACUGAAGAGGUCACCUGGAAGUGUUGUGGAGAUUGAAGUACUGGAAAUAGAUGGUAAUGUGUAUUUUCAUCGGUUUUUUUGUGCACUUAAACCAUGCAUUGAUGGCUUUUUGGAAGGAUGUAGGCCACAUCUGAGUAUAGAUUCUACUGCAUUGAAUGGAAGGUGGAAUGGCCAUUUAGCCUCAGCUACGGCAGUUGAUGGUCACAAUUGGAUGUAUCCACUUGCUUUUGGGUUCAUUGCAUCUGAGACAGAAGACAAUUGGACAUGGUUUAUGAAUCAACUUAAGAUGGCAAUAGGAGAUCCUCCACUGCUUGCAGUGUGCACAGAUGCUUGCAAAGGCUUGGAGAAUGCGGUGAAGAAUGUGUUUCCCAAUGCUGAACAAAGGGAAUGUUUUUACCAUCUUACGAAGAAUUUUUCAAAAAGGUUCCAUGGCUUUGGAAGGAUGUACCCUGCAGCAAGGGCUUAUAGGGAAGAUGUGUUCACUGAACAUAUGGCAGCAAUCAUUAAACAAUCAGAUGAGGUAUGGAAAUGGUUGAGUCAGUACCACACUCUGAAGUGGAUGAGGUGUGUCUUCAAUCCAGAUAUCAAGUGUGACUAUAUCACUAAUAAUGUAGCAGAGGUUUUUAACAACUGGAUCCGAGACAUUAAGGAUUUACCUGUUGCUGAACUAGCUGAUAAGAUUAGAGAGAUGAUCAUGCUUUUGUGGAGGAAGAGGAGAAGGAUUGGAGAAAGGCUACCACCUGGACGGAUACUACCGGCAAUUAUGGUUCAGUUGAGAGCAAAUACUAGAGGUUUGGGGCACUUAAAAGUAGUGGAAUCUGCUAAUUGGAGUGCAGAGGUGUGGGAUAAUAGCAAGAACUGUGAAAGGCAUGUCGUGAAGCUAAAUCAGCAGACGUGUACUUGUCUUGAAUGGCAGCACACUGGUAAGCCAUGUCAACAUGUCUUGGCCUUUGUGACAUCCCAAGAGAGAGUAAACCUUGAACAAUUUGUGCAUGAGUACUACUCGGUGGACAGAUUCAAGGCUGCUUAUGGGAGAGAGAUUGAGCCAAUGACAGAUAAAUCACAAUGGCCACGUGUGGAGCUACCAUUUGUUGUGGGGGCACCACUUGCGAAAAGAAAUAAAGGAAGACAAAGGAAAUUGAGGAUCAAAGGAUGUCUUGAAGGUGGCCACAAGAAAAAAGGUGCCAAUGAUGCUCCCAAGGAUGAUAGCCUGCUCCCACCAAUUCUAAGGGAAAGAAAAUGAUUAGAGGGCCAGUGACUUGCAAGAAAUGUGGCGAAAAGGGUCAUAGGCAAGCUAGUUACAAGUGUCCACUCAAUGGAACCAAAAAAAGGAAGAGGAAGCCUAGAAAGAACAGUACAAAAGCUAGGCCAGCUGAACCUAGCACCCCACAAAGACCUACUAGAGAACAAAUAUUGCAGGACAGUCCAAGCAUGGUCACUAGAAGCCGCCUUGCUAUCUUGUUGGGAGAGGGUAGUUCUUCACGAACCACUAGAACUACCCCAGAGAGGAUGCCAACAGCAGCUCCACCAAAGAAGAUGACCCCAAGGAGGAUGCCAACAGCAGCUCCACCGAAGAAGAUUACUCCAAAGAGGAAGCUACCAGUUGGAUGAAUGAUCUAUUUGAGAUGGCAUUAUGUAAUAUGUGAACAAGUACUUUCAAUAUGCUUGUUAUGAAGAAGUGAACUCACUAGUAGUUCUACUCAGUGUGUUGCUUAUGUGAGAUAUGAACUCACAAUUUCAGUGAGCUUGGAACUCAAAAUUUAAGUGAGUCGUGAGAUGCAACAAACUAUGCCCAGUUUAUGUCUCA